AUGCCAAUUGUUCGCCCAAAUAGCAAUGAAAAUAGUGUUCCAAUGCCUCGAGUAGGUAGCGAUUCGAAAGAAGGAAACAACAGUCCUGUUAAGCAGCUGCUCUAUAAGAGAUUAUCCUUUCUUAGAAACAAGAAAACUAGUGGAACGGUGAUAGGGAAUAUUCUUGUGUCCACUUCUUCUUCUUAUGAUUCCAGUGUCACUUUAGCUACAUCGGGAUCAUAUGAUAGUACCAACGACUCUAGCAAUAGUGGUGAUUCCAGCGAGGACGUAAAUAAUGACAGUUCUGCAGAUGAGGUAAGCAGAAGUAUGGUGCAUGGAUUUAGCAGUGCUUUGGCAGUUAUCAGUCUGCCACUCACGAGGAGCGUUGUGUAUACGUCAUCGGACUCGCUUGGCUUUCCAGACGAGUAUUUCUCCAGGCCUCUUGACAGGAAGAAUAUUCCUGUGGAAUUUCUAGAACCGGGAUUCGAAAUGCUCAGAGUAACACAUAGAAAGAAGGUGAAGCGAUUUUUCCGGCUUGAUUUGGAGCAGAGUAGACUCUACUGGAAUAGUAAGGCGUCGUCCUUUCUUGAGAUCGAAAAGAUCAAAAGUAUUCGUAUUGGAGACGAGGCCAAGAAUUACCGAGAGGAAUUCAAGGUGUCGUCUCAGUACUGCGAUUUUUGGAUCACAGUGAUCUACCACAACUAUGCCAAAUCUAAUAACAUCAAGGCCUUGCACAUCAUAGCUACCAGUAAGCGUGAUUACGAUCAGUUUCUCUACACCCUCAGCAACCUGGUAUACUUCCGUAGACAGCUGCAAUCGAGCUUGUACUCAGCUGCAUGCAGCAAUCUGUUUACCAAAUUCCACUGGAACAAUAAAUCUUCUGGAAUGGAUCGUCUUGACUUUGAAGGAGUAUUGAAGAUGGCAACCCGGCUUCAUAUUUACGUUGAUCGUGACUUCUUGCUCAAAAUAUUCAAAACUGAAGACCGAGGUGGCAAGGAGUAUUUGGACUUUGAUGAGUUCAAAAGAUUCGUUAAGACUCUACGGCAGAGACAUGAGUUUGCAUCGAUCUUUAGCACGUUUAGCGACUCUCAGCAGAGAAUGCGUAAGCACAGCUUCGAGCGGUUUUUGGUGGAAGAGCAACAGGAACCAGUGGACGGUGAUGAUACAGUGACACAUCUCUUCUCAAAGUUUUCAAAGGGUAAAGACUAUCUGAGUCUCGAUGAGUUCGGAUCUUUUCUUGUAAGCCCUUACACUAUGACAUUUAAGACGGUUGUCGAGGACUUCAGCAAGCCACUUAAUGAAUACUUCAUUUCCUCUUCCCACAAUACGUACCUUCUUGGACGACAAUUCAACGGUGUUUCUUCUAUCGAGGGAUACAUCCGUGCGCUGCAGCGUGGCUGUCGAUGCAUUGAGGUUGACGUUUGGGAUGGAGAAAAUGGUCCCAUAGUAACCCAUGGACGAACGUUUACUGGAUCCAUGGAUUUCAGACUUGUCAUAGAAACCAUCCGAAAGUAUUCGUUUAUUACAUCUCCCUUUCCUGUGAUUAUCUCUCUUGAAAUUAGAUGUAAUCAGGCUAAUCAAAUCGCCUGUGUAUGCAUAUUGAAAGAAAUACUUCAGGAUAUGCUCCUUCCAGUUAGGCUGGGUAGCCUGAAUCCUGAUUCGCUUCCCUCUCCCUUGGAUUUAAAGCACAAAAUCCUCGUUAAAGUGAAACGAUCCAAGUCCGUUUCUGUUGCUAAUGGUAUAUUGCCCUCAUCAACAUCUUCCUCAUUCAGCGAGGAUUCUACAUCCACCUCUAAGAUCACCAAGAUUAUUCCAAAGCCCAAGAAACCCGUCCCUAUUGUUCCUGAACUUGGUGCUCUAGCAUUAUACACAAUAGGAGUGAAAUUCCGGAACUUUUCAUUGCCUGAAUCAAAGACUCUCAACCAUUGUUUUUCGUUCAGUGAUCGAACCAUCUCCAAAAUGCUCAAGGAAAAGACCAAGUUCAACGCCAUCACAAAACAUAACAGAAACUUUCUAAUGAGAGUUUAUCCUUCCGUUUAUCGCUUUAAAUCCGAUAACUUUAACCCUUUGACAUUGUGGUCGUUGGGCUGUCAAAUUGCUGCUACCAACUGGCAAGUUUACGAUGCUGGACAGCAAAUUAAUGAGGCUUUGUUCAAUGUUGGUUCUUGUUCUGGUUAUAUUUUGAAGCCUGAAGCUUUGAGGACCAAUAAAGAACGAUUCAGAAAGACUGAAGACUUCGAGAGUGUGCUCAGAUUCGAUAAGACCAGCACUUUAGAGGUUGGAAUCGUAUCUGCUCAGCAGUUAUCAAAGACUAAGGAUAUGAAGGUGAAUAGUUUUGAUGUAUACAUUGAAGUGGAACUUUAUAGUGGCAAAGUAAUUGAUUUCGAUGCAAGAAAAGGGGAAGGGGUGCAUUCGACCACUAUUGGAGAGCCACAGAUCAAAACAGGUUCAGAUAACACGAAUUCGAACCCAUGCCAACACUUUGAUACACAACAAAUUAUGGAUUUGGGUGUUCCUUCAGCUGUCUUUAGGACUUCUAUAGCCUUAAAGAACGGAUUUAAUCCGAUCUGGAACGAGUAUUUUAGGUUAAGCUUUCAUACUAACCAAGAAAACUUAACAUUCCUAAGGUUUUUAGUGAAAUGCAAUACUCCUGACCAUAAAGAUGUUCUUAUUGGCAGUCAUUGCUGUAAAUUGGACUACAUGAAGAAAGGCUAUCGACAUUUGCCUGUUUACGACCUACAAGGAGAAGAGCUUAUCUAUUCGAGCUUGUUUUUGCACAUCAAUUAG
Brettanomyces nanus is the source of this 2766-nucleotide messenger RNA. RefSeq lists its product as uncharacterized. The transcript has a single exon. Bases 1 to 2766 code for a protein of 921 amino acids. Lineage: Eukaryota; Fungi; Ascomycota; Pichiomycetes; Pichiales; Pichiaceae. The record is from RefSeq and is a predicted model, not a curated record. Gene Ontology annotation, biological process: lipid metabolic process; phosphatidylinositol-mediated signaling. Gene Ontology annotation, molecular function: calcium ion binding; phosphatidylinositol-4,5-bisphosphate phospholipase C activity.